Messenger RNA from Seminavis robusta, 1949 nucleotides. Lineage: Eukaryota; Bacillariophyta; Bacillariophyceae; Naviculales; Naviculaceae. The record is from the annotation of a GenBank genome assembly.
ACGGAUUUCUUUAAACACUUCGGAGGCUCGCCGGGAGGCCUUCAUUUUUCUGCCAACGACAAACGAUUUGGCAUCCACGUAAGCACGCAUUUGCCUCUGCUAUUCAUUCUGUGCGAUUGUUAUCUUGAUAGAUGCCAACAAGAAACCCAUACUAGUAGCUCUCUCAGAGGCAACAUCAACAUGUCGUCGUCCGGUCCAAUCGACCUCCUCUCGGGGGAUGCUCCUGCUAUACAACCGGCAGGCGAUGAAGAGUACUCGGCUCCCCCUUCUCGAGGAUCUCCACCUCGCAGUUCAGCUCCCUAUGUCGCCAUGGAGAUUGCAGGAGCUCGCUUGGCAAGUCCUGGCAUGCCAGACCAGUUUCAAAAUGAAUACAAGAAUGGUGAUGACGACGACAAUAAAUCCGUUGACAUGUCCAGUGUCCUGACGGCCGAUGGGAUUCACGAUGUUCCCGGAUUCUGUGUCGUAUGCCUUGUGAUUCUGAUUGGCGACAUGUCUCGUGGAGCCAUGUUCCCGUCCAUGUGGCCUUUGGUGGAAAAGCUAGGCGGAGACAGGGUGACAUUGGGAUACGCCGUUGCCGCGUUUAGUUUUGGUCGCAUUCUGGUCAACCCCGUCUUUGGCAGUUGGAGCCAUACAUGGGGCUAUACCAAUACACUCUUGCUCAGCACGUCACUGCUGCUCUUUGGAACCUUCUGUUAUUCACAAGUCCUCAAUGUGGGUCGACCAGAGUUUCUCAUUGUAGCACAAACAAUGCUCGGUGUCGGAUCGGGAACUCUGGGUGUCACCAGAGCCUUUGUGGCAGACGUUACCGCCAAACGAAGUCGCACCACCUACAUGGCGUGGGUCACUGCCGUUCAGUAUGGUGGAUUCACCGUCACACCCUUUGUAGGAGCAUUUUUCAACAAGGUACUCGGAGAAGACACUGACGUUCAUUGGGGUUUGUUUCGAUUCAACAUGUACACGGCCCCCGCUUACUUUAUGGCAGUGGUCAUUGCCUUUGUCAUUGCCAUGCUCUUGGCCUUCUUCCAAGAUCGUCAACGAAUAUCCACUGUCAAGGAACAGCCAAAGAGAAAGUCGCAACGACGGGCCUACAUUGACGACGUUGCCAAUAGCUUUCCAUCAUGGCUUUGUGGAUUGUGCGUGUACGACGCUUGCAUUCUAGGAUGCAUGCUCCUCAACGUUUCCACCAAGGGAAGCAUUGCCUCCUUCGAGACGCUUGGUAUUUCCUUUGCCGAGUCACAUUUCCAAAUGGCAUCCUCGCGAGCUGGUACCAUUGUGGCCUCAUCGGGUCUCGUGGGAGUCUGUGCGCUCCUCUCGUUUGGGUAUCUGACGCAAUGGUUCUCCGAUGUCCAAUUGAUCAAGGGAGGCAUGGCAAUCAUGGCCACGGGGAUUGUCAGUCUAGCUUUUCUCAGCGAAGAUUCUGCCGAAAACAACAACGACGACAAUCCCACAUGGCGAUAUGUCUCUGCCAUUUUCCUCAUCUAUGGCAUCGGGUACCCCGUAGGACACACAGCAGUGAUUGGAUUGUUUUCCAAGGUUGUCGGACGACGACCUCAAGGUGCCCUGAUGGGAUGGUUUGCCUCGGCUGGAUCCCUUGCACGGAUCUUGUUCCCCGUGCUUUCGGGCUACAUUGCACAUUACAGUGACAUGUCGACCUUGUUCAUCCUUUUGACUUGCGUGUUGACCAUUUCCAUAAUAUUUGUGUUCAUGUCGCGGGAAACCUUGACACUACUGUCAUCUUGAGGUGUCGGACAAAUCCCAACUAAAGGUCUAAUGUCUCCCCCCCCGCUUCCGUCCAAAACGUUUUGGUCCUAGUAUAGAAGUUAUGCGACCAAUAAUACAUGUACAGUGAAAGUCAUCAUGUACAAUUAUUGAGAAAGAAACCGUUGUGUCAUGAUUCUUCAUCCAUACAGUAGAGUAAAGUACUAUGUUAACAAAGUGAUGUCAAUCUU